AUGAGUCGUGGUAUAAUAAAUGUUAUUGAUAAUAUUUUAUGGCCACCUGAAAGACGUGAUCAAAUACAAUUUAAAACUGCUUAUGAUGCUCUUGAAGAUGCUCAAUUUUCACGUCUACGACAAUUAGCUGAUCGUAGUGAUUAUUUUCGAUCAGAAUUACGUUCAAUGCAUCAUCAAACAUGGUUUUUACCAAAUGAUCAAGCAUUUGCUAGUUUAGGUGCAAAUGCACAAUUUCUAUUUGAACAAUCUCUUAUGAAUAAUACAAAUGAUAUUAAUGAUUUUAUUAAAUCACAUAUUGUACCGAUAGUACUUUAUCCAAGUGUAAUGGAUGCAAGUAAACAAUUAAGUACAUUAAAUCGUGGUAAAUGGGUAACAUUUCGUAAACUCACACAAACAGAUCAAACAUUUCAAAUUGAUGUUAUUUCAAAUCGACAAGUUGCACGUAUAUUAUCAUCACGUACAGAAGAUAUUAAAAUCUAUGGUAAUGGUGUUGUUUAUCCAAUUCCAACAUUUCUUAGUGGUAUAGCUCGAUCAGCUGCUGAUGAACUUGCACGAAGUUAUCAAUAUUUUAUGGCUCUUGUUCAACAAUCUGGCGAUACAGAAUUAGUUAAUUUAUUACAAGGUAAUACAGCUGGUUUAGGUAAUACAGGUCCAAAUGCAUUAAAUCCAGAAAAUUUACUUACAAUUACUGUACUUAUACCACAACAAAUAUCUGUACAACAAUUAGGAAAUUCUCAGGAUCUUAGUAUGAAUUUACGUCGACAUAUUUUACGUUUUCCUGUUUAUACCGAUCAAUUAUCGACUAUGUCAAAUCCAUUUAGUCAACAACAAUCAUUUAUGGUACCACAACAACCAUUUAUUCCACCAGGCUAUCCAGCGCCACAAUUUCAACGAUCUGCUUCUAGUUCAAACAAAAAACAACCACAACGUCAUCGUCGUCGGCGUCGACAAUUAAAUAUGCCAUCAAAUAUAAAUUUUCAACAACAACAAAAUUUUCCUAUUCAGCAACAACAACCGCAAACAUUUCCUGGACAACAGCAGCAACAAAACUUACCUAUUCAACAACAACAGACUUUCUCUAGACAACAACAGAAACAAAUGUUACCUGUUGAACAACAAACUUUUCCUAUGCAGCAACAGCAACAAAAUUUUCCUAGGCAACAACAGCAACAGAAUUUACCUAAUCAACAGCAAACUUUUCCUAUGCAACAACCGCAACAAAAUUUACCUAUUCAACAGCAGCAGCAAACUUUUCCUAGACAGCAACAGCAACAAAACUUACCUAUUCAACAACAACCAAUGUUGCCUGUUCAACAACAGCAACAGAAUUUAGGUAUUCAACAACAACAGACUUUCUCUAGACAACAACAAAUGUUGCCUACUGAACAACAAACUUUUUCUAUGCAACAACCGCAACAAAAUUUACCUAUUCAACAACAACAGCAAACUUUCCCUAGACAGCAACAGCAACAAAACUUACCUAUUCAACAACAACCAAUGUUACCUGUUCAACAACAGCAGCAGAAUUUAGGUAUUCAACAACAACAGACUUUGUCUAGACAACAACAAAUGUUACCUACUGAACAACAAACAUUUUCUAUGCAACAACCGCAACAAAAUUUACCUAUUCAACAACAACAGCAAACUUUCCCUAGACAGCAACAACAACAAAAUCUACCUAUUCAACAGCAACAAAUGCUACCAACACAACAACAACAAAUGAUGCCUACUCAACAAUUGUUACCAACACAAAAACAACAAAUGUCAUCCAAACAACAAAUGUUACCCGAACAGCCAAUGUUUCCCAAUCAGCAGUUUUUACCAGAUCAACAACAGCAAAUGUUGCCUUCUCAACCAUUAUUUCCAAAUCAACAAUUGUUACCGAAUCAACAACAAUUGAAUCCAGCUCUUAAUCCAAACUAUUAUCAAAUGCCAUUAUAUCCAACUUCAACUGUUUUUCAAGAUGGACAAAUUUAUCCUACUAUGGAUCCACAGUUUUCUAUUCAAGCACAAAUAUCUUCUGGACCGAAUGGAAAUGUGGUAACACUUGUUGGUCGACCAGAAAAUUCAUUACCAUUUACAGCUGCGAUCCUUAAUACUGAAUCGAAUAUACCAAUUAAAAAUGGUGUUAUGCAUGUAAUUCGAGGUAUUCUAUCCGGUAUGGUUAUUCCAUUGGACACAGUUCUUUCAACAAUGCAAGGAGCUAGUUCAUUUACUCAAUUACUUCAACAAACAGGUGUACUUGAUCAAUUGAAACAAUCAGGACGUCCUUAUACUCUAUUCAUCCCAACAAAUGCUGCUCUACAAUCAAUUGGUGUAACAACAAAUACAAAUCAAAUAAGACAAUUUGUUCUUCGUCAUGUAUGUGCUGAUGUACUUCUGGAUCCCAUGGCUAAUAUAUUACGUCGUUCAGGAGGUUAUUAUAGUCGUGGUCAAAUGCCACGAGCUCAACAACGGCAACAACCACAACCACAGCAACAACAACGCCGAACUCGUCGAAAACGACAAGAUUGGGCUGAUACAUGGAGAAAUGGAACCAUGACGGUAGGUAGACAACCUAUGAAAGCAUCUGAUCUUGGUCCAGGUUACUUUCAACCACAAGAACAAGUCUAUGGUGGAUAUCCAGCUGCUCCAUCACCCUUUGGUUCUUAUAAUCAAUUAUAUAAUCCAGCAUAUGUUAUGAGUGGUUAUGCUAAUCCAAAUUCUGAAUAUUAUCCAUAUAGUAAUGGAAGUAAUGCAGGUGCUGAACAUUUUUAUUAUCAGUCUGUGGGUGUUCCUUUUGGAAAACCAAUGUCUGACGCUGCUUGGAAUAGUACAUUUGGUGCUUUUUAUAAUCCACAAAUGAAUGUUGUACCAAUGACGGGAGGAUCUGGUAGUGAUCCAAGUUAUUAUACAGGUACAGGUGGAUUUUAUAGUGGUUCGAGUUAUGUUGCCGGACCACAAUCAUGUAUGGCUAUGACAGGUGAACGUAUUACAGUUCAACCAUUAGCUGGCACUCAAUUAGCAGGUUUGUAUAAAAUAUAUUGAAGAAUUUGAUAAAAAGUAUGAAUUUAUAAUAGAAAAAAAUCCAGUAAAUAAAACGGGUUUGUUUAUCACUAAUGAUGAUUAUUUCACAAGCUUUAUUUAGAUGCACUAUUUUUAAAUUUAUAUUAUUUAAAAUGAAUACAAAGUUGUAUAUUUUGCAAUUAGAUAUUUACUAUAUAGAAAAACAAGUGUUAGAAAAAAAAUUUAAAGAUUGAUGUUCUUAUUUCAGAAAAUAGAAACAAAAUAAAAGAUUUGUCUCUAUGCGAAAUUUCAAGUCGAAAUUUGUAAAACAAUUUUUCUGGAUUAUACCAUUCAUUUAAAAAUUACCGUAAAAAAAACCAAUAUCUCCAUAGCAAUAAUCUAUGGACAUGAACUCUUUUAAGAGUAUUCACACCUCAGUAUACAUAAUACACAUAGUUUCGAUUGAAAAGCAAUUUAGCAACUGAAUGAAUUUUACACAAUUAAAAUAAAACUCACAUAUUUAUUUUUUUUUUUUGUAGGUGGUAAUGAAGCUAUGAAUUAUCAAAGUAAGUCAAUUUAAUUUAAGGGUACCCCCCCCCCUCUUUUUUGACCAUUUCUAGAUCUCAAAGAUGGUAAGGCCGAUCGAAAUGAAAUUUUUACCACAAAUAGAACACCUAAAAUGAUGAGACACGUGUUCGAGGAAAAAAUUUUCUAAGGCGGUUUUCAUGGUUUUUUAUGAA
Rotaria sp. Silwood2 is the source of this 3725-nucleotide messenger RNA. Lineage: Eukaryota; Metazoa; Rotifera; Eurotatoria; Philodinida; Philodinidae. The record is from the annotation of a GenBank genome assembly.